Molecule: messenger RNA, 5547 nt
Organism: Glycine soja
Lineage: Eukaryota; Viridiplantae; Streptophyta; Magnoliopsida; Fabales; Fabaceae
Exons: 19
Coding region: 1-5301 (1766 amino acids)
Biological process (GO): protein phosphorylation
Cellular component (GO): plasma membrane
Molecular function (GO): ATP binding; protein kinase activity
Source: RefSeq, a predicted model, not a curated record
AUGGCCACAACAGCAAAGAAUGUGGUGGUGAUCCAGGAUGCAUCUAAAACACUUAAUUUAAGAGUUUUUUAUUGGAUUAUAAAUGGCUUAUCUCUUAAGCCAGAAGAUGUGGUGACCCUAGUUGCAAUCCUGCAUGAGGUUUAUCAUCCUAUGGGGUACAGAAUCACGGUGGAUAACAAGUUGCUUGGGGUAAACCAGAGGAUCAUCGAGCAAGAGCUUGCAAAUAAGAAACAAGACUACCUGAUGGAUGAGGGGCUUGCUCAGAUUGUUAAACACUACGCAUCAAAUAAGGUUGCAUUUAAGAUAAAGUUGUUUCCAGGAUCUUCACCAAAAGAUGUGGCUUUAGAACAGGCCACAAAACUCAAUGCAACUUGGGUGAUACUUGACAGGCAAAUGAAGAAAGAUAAGGAGUUUUUCCUGGAGAAGCUUUCUUGUGGUAUAUCUAUAUUAAGGCAUAACAAUCGGAUUGUUCGACUACGACCUAUAGAUCUCCCAGACGAAAUACCAUGUAACGGCCAUGAAACAUAUGAUGAAAGCUUACCAAGUGUUCCAUAUAAAGAUCUUUUCAACGUUGAUGUUUUCCCCAAGAGCACACUUGAAGUUGAUGAGUUGAACCAGAUACAAAGCAGGCCCUAUGAGGAAGAGGGGUGCUCAAAUAUUACUACCAAUACUAAUGAAAAAACAUGUCAGACAAUGGAUGGAACAGAAAUAAAUAGUAACCAAAUGAUUGACAAAAUAGAAAGAGAUGAGCAAGGCCAAGAUCAAGAACAGUUGCAAAGCAUGCCCCAUGAGACAGAGGAGGACACAACAAUUGUGAUUAAAAAUGAUCAAACAACUGCUCGAGAAAUAGGUGAUCAACCGAACCAAGAUGAAGAAAAGACAAACAACUUCCUCAAUGGUGAGAGGUGGGACUUGAGGAAUCCAGAAAAGAAUGAAGAAAUGAUUAAUCAACCAAUAGAUGAUCUGCUGAGCCGGAAUCAAGCACAGAUGCUGAGCAUAUCCAAUGGGGUUAUAUUGGAUGGAGAGGAAGAGAAAAUUAUUUUGGAAAACUCAAUGUCCACUUUCUGCUCUGUCUGCAAAACUAGACGACCAAAUAUUGGGUGGAAAAAGGAAUUUAGUUAUGAAGAACUCCAAGCAGCCACAGAUGCAUUUUCAUUGAAGAAUUGUCUCUCUGAAAGUGGAUCUCUAUUCACUUUCCAAGGCCAGAUGGAGGGAGGGAUGAAACUAGUGGUUAAGCAGCAUGAUGUAAGAAACACUCAAGUAAGGGAAAAAGUUAAUUCAGGAAUGCAAACCAUCCUCAAAGCUAGACAUAAGAAUGUGAUCAUGCUAUUUGGUUCAUCUACAGCAGAAUGUUUCCUGUUCACUGUAUAUGAGUAUGCAUGCAAUGGUUCACUUGACAAGUAUCUAUCAAAAGAAGGCUCCAGACCAUUGACUUGGAUAGAAAGGAAAAGAGUCGCAAUAGGCAUUGCCAGAGGUCUUAAGUACCUACAUGAAAAUAACAUUGUUCAUUGCAAUAUAAAACCAAGCAAUAUUCUUCUAACACAUGACUUCAAACCAAUGAUUGGAGAUUUUGGCUAUGGGAAAGAACUAGAUUUGAAGUCCUACAAAAAUAAAAACAAAGGGAAUUGCGAAUAUGCAGCACCAGAAUACCAGGAAAAGCGGAAAUUUUCAACUAAGACAGAUGUAUACUCAUUUGGUGUGGUUAUUUUAGAGUUGAUCACAGGGCGAAGGACUACAGAUUUAAUGUUGGAAGAUAAAUGCCUUGUUGAAUGGGCAAAGCCUCUUCUUAAAAGAAAGAAGUACUCAGAGUUGGUGGAUCCCAUAAUCAGAAACUCAUACGAAGAGGAACACCUUCGUUGGCUGGUCCAAGUAACAACACAAUGUCUAAAAAAGAAUCCUAAGGAAAGAUUAUCAAUGAAUAUGGUUGUUUCUGCAUUACAAGGCAUAGCAGAAAGUGAAACCUGCCACAUGACAGAAGACAUUACUCCAGCUAUAUCAGAUUCAACAAUUGUGCCAGACAUAAAUGGUUCACAAGGUCCAACAACAACAAAAGCUGAUGAGCAAAGUCAGGAAGAGGAGAAAAUCAAGAGCAGAUUCCAUGCGGAGGAAAAGAAGUUAAGACUAAUAAUUGAAAAUAAUCACUUUUACUCCGAUAAACUUGGCCAGAUUGAAGAACAGAUGCAGAGAAGGCCCCAAGGGGAGGAGAAGAGCUCAGGAAAGUUGAUAAUCAAUGACCGCAUGAUGGAUCAGACAGUAGUUAAUCAGCUGAGUGAGUUUGAAGAACAGAUGCCAAGCACCUUCCAUAGGGAAGGCAUCACAACUCAGAAAAUUAGUGUCAACCACAUGAUAAGUCCCACAAAAGGUGAUCAGUUGAGCCAGGAUCAAGAAGAGGAGAUAAACUUUAUUGAAAUGAAAAUAGGCUUAAUACCAGAACCUAUUAGUGGAAUGAUAGAUCAAACAAAAGCAGAUCAGCUGGUCCAGGAUAAAACACAAACACAGCGGAGAUGCCAUGACGAUUUACUGGAUGAGCGUCAAGGUGAAAUCAUUUUGGAGAAUUCAAAGUCCUCUGCAUGCUCUAUAUGCAAAAGUAGGCGUCCGAACAAUGCAUGGACAAAAGACUUUAAUUAUGAAGAACUCCUAGAAGCUACAGAAGGAUUUUCAAUUGAGAACUCGUUAUCAGAAAGAGAAGAUGGACCUACUUUUGAAGGCUUGCUAGAGAGACAGGUAAAAAUAGUUGUUAAGAAAUAUCAAGUUACUACAUCCCACCAAGAGAAGAUAUUAAAAUCAGAAGUACAGUUGUUCAUCAGUGCUAGACAUAAAAAUGUGGUCAUGUUGUUGGGUUUAUGCACAAAUAAAAGCCAACUGAUGAUUGUGUAUGAGCAAGUAUGCAACGGUUCACUUGAACAGUACCUAACAAGGGGAAGUUUCCAGUCAUUGACUUGGAAGCAAAGGCUGAAAGUGGCAAUGGGUACUGCCAGAGGUUUAAAGUACCUACAUGGGAAUAACAUAAUUCAUGGAAAUAUAAAACCAAGUAACAUUCUUCUAACACAUGACUUCGAACCACGGAUUGGAGAUUUUGACUUUGGAAAAGUGAAACAUGGACCAAAGAAAUCCAGCAAAGAUAAAAGUGUACGGAAUUCUGGAUAUGCAGCACCUGAGUAUGUUGAGAAUGGAAAAGUAUCAAAUAAGACAGAUGUGUACUCCUUUGGAGUGGUUCUUUUAGAGCUGAUCAGUGGCCGGAGGGCUACAGACAAAUUACCAGGUGGAAAAAGCCUUGUUGACUGGGCAAGGCCUCUACUGGGAGGAAAGAAGUACCCUAAGUUGGUGGAUCUGAAAAUCAGUAACUCCUAUGAAGAAGAAAAACUUCUAUGGUUGGUUCAAGUAACAGAACAAUGUCUCAGAAAGAAUCCUAAGGAAAGAAUAACAAUGAAUAUGGUUGUAUCUUCAUUACAAGGCAUAGAAGAAUCAGCUGAGUAUUCUGUAAUUGAAGACUCUCCUCCAGAAAACUCAUGCUUACCACAUGAUGAGCCUGCCAUGAUUAGUACACAAGGUCAAAUGAAAGCUGAUCCAGUGAAGCAGGAGCAAGAAUGGAUUGGCAGAAACCAAUAUGAGGAGGAAAGAAGCCUAAGAUUAACAGUCAUAACCAAUGACAUAAUAGGUCAGCGAAAUGCAGAUCAACUGAUACAGGGUGGAGAAGAUGUGCAGAGCAGCCCCCAUGAAGAGAUGUCCAGAGUAACAGUUAUCAGCAAUGACGUGAUUGAUGAGAAAAAUUCUAACCAAAAAAUCCAGGAAAAACUGCAGAUUAAGGGAAGCUGUGAUGAGGGUUUGAAGAAUGCGAAUGAAGCGAAAGUCAUUUUGGAGAAUUCGAAGUCUUCUGUAUGCUCAAUCUGUAGAAGUAGGCGUCCAUACAGUGGAUUGCAAAAGAAAUAUACUUAUGAAGAACUUGAAGCUGCUACAGAAGGAUUUUCAAUAAAGUAUUCUCUAUGUGAAGGUGAAUAUGGACCUGCUUUCAGAGGCCAGCUAGAGAAUAACCAAGAAAUAGUUAUUAAGCAACACACAUUCACAAGCUUACAAGAACAGAAGGUCUUUAUCUCAGAAUUCCAAUUGCUCAUAAAUGCCAGACAUGAAAAUGUGAUCAUGCUGUUGGGUUCGUGUAUACGAUUAAGUCAAUUGCUAAUUGUAUACGAGAAGGCAUGCAACGGUUCACUUGACCAGUACUUAUCAAGGCAAAGUGCUACAUCAUUGACUUGGGGAGAAAGGGUGAAAGUUGCAAUAGGUGUUGCCAGAGGUCUAAAGUAUCUACAUGAGAAUAAUAUAGUACAUGGAGGAAUAAAACCUAGUAACAUUCUUCUAAAUCAUGAGUUCAAACCAAUGGUAGGAGAUUUUGUGUUUGGAAAAGAAAGAUGUGAAUUGAAGAAUGUCUGCAAGCAAAAAAGUAUACGGAAUUGUGGAUACACUGCACCAGAGUGUCAGGAGAGUGAAGAAUUAUCAACUGAGGCAGAUGUGUACUCUUUUGGUGUAGUUCUUGUAGAGUUGAUUGCCGGCCGUAUGAUAGCAGAUAAAAUAUUAGGACAGAAAUGUCUUGUUGAAUGUGUAAGGUCACUUCUUGGACGAAGAGAGUAUCGACAGUUGGUGGAUCCCAAAGUCAGAAGCUCCUAUGAUGAACAAGAACUUGUUUCAUUGUUCCACAUAACAGAAAAUUGUCUGAAAAAGAAUCCAAAGGAAAGAUUCACAAUGAAUAUGGUUGUCUCUGCACUGCCAUGUGUAGCAAAUAGCAAUGGCCUCUAUGUAAAGGAAGACUUUUCACCAGAAAACUCAAAUGUUUCAGAUGCAAAAAACUCAAAAGGUGAAGAGGAAUCACUGAAAGAAAACAAUUUAGGAACAGAGAAUACUGAAGAGGUAAGGAUGAAUCACAGAGAAGGUGAGAAAGAGGAAUCAUUGGAGGAAGAAGAUUUAGACACAGAGAAUAGUGAAAAGGUAAGGAGGAAUCACAAAGAAGGUGAGAAGGAGGAAACACUAGAAGAAGAAGAAGAUUUAGGCACAGAGAAUAGAGAAGAAAGAGUGGAACAAAUAACUUGUAGUAGAGGCAAUAAUGAACCAGAAGUUAGUCAAGAGUGUGAUACCUACACAAAGUGUGGUGAAAUUAGUAAGAAAACAGAAGAAAAAGAAGGUUCUAGCACCAAGCUAUGUCAAAAAUGGGAAGGGUGCUUAUCUUAUGGUGGAGCUAGAAAAUUUUAUCACCAAGGGGCUCAAGAAUACACAGCAUGUAAAGAAUUUUUCGGCUGGUGUGAUUCCAUUUGAGUAUUUGUUUCAAAAUUUAAAGCAACAUUUACACAUUUGUUUUGUAACAACCUAUGAAGAAAAAAAAAAUGAGUGAAUCAUACACAUAAGUGGGAAGGAAACUAAAUUAGCAUUUCUGAGGAUUAUUGUACCUAACAACAUUUUAUACACGUACAUUUAUUUAUCUCUUACAGCAUCUUAAGUGCAUGGGAUGGGAUUUCUUUCUUGGCAUAAAACAUAGAUUAUGCAUGAGAGGAUUAUCCGUGA